Molecule: messenger RNA, 2658 nt
Organism: Lachancea fermentati
Lineage: Eukaryota; Fungi; Ascomycota; Saccharomycetes; Saccharomycetales; Saccharomycetaceae
Source: the annotation of a GenBank genome assembly
AUGAGCAAAACUAAUCUAGGAGCCACCAAUCAGCCAGCAGCGUUGGCUAACAUUUAUAGCGCGGUACGCCGGCCAGGACUCGCGACGGGUGUCGCAGGCGGGUCAGGAUACAUACGAAAAGCGGAGGUCGUGGACUUGGCCUGCCAGCGGGCGCAGAUAGGCGACCUGGCACCUUGCAACUCGCUUGAUGGCAUUGCAGACAAGCGCAAAACGCUGUUUGUCGACUUGUCCGCCUGUGGCAAGCCGCUGCCCCUAGAGGACUGCAACUGCGUGCAUCUUUCGUUUCCCAGCACGUUGCUCAGGCGGCCCAAGUUCCAGUUCGUGCAACUCGCAAGAACGCUCGACCAAGAUAGCCAGAAUACACUGGCGGUGCAAAUCCAGAAGUGCGACACUUUUGUGUUUUACGACGAUGCCAGCACCAUGCAUGAAUGUUCGAUUCACACGUACCAGGCCCUCACCAAAAUAAUCCCAUACCUCGAAGACCGUAAGAACUUCCAUCCGCGCUACUUUCUAUUGCAACUCAAAAACGACAGUGGUGGCCCUUCUCGUAGUGGCAUUAAUGAACCAGUGUCCACCAGUUUAAAGCGAGACGGCAUAGAAAGCAAGCCGGAAAAACGCCCGGUAUUGAACCAAAAACCCUGUGGCGCCAAAAACAAACUCAAGGUGAAUUUAAAGAUCACGAUACCCUGCAGAAACUCCAAGAAUGAUAAUUCCAAUACGAUGUUUGUUCAAUCUUUGAAGAAAGACUCCAUACACUACUCUCCCGACAGCCUACGAAAAUAUUUCACAUUUCACAUCCCGGACGAGCUGACCAUUGACAAUUCUGUGUUGCCCCAAUGGCUUAAACCAUUCUCUCAUGUUGGUGACAAGAAUCUUCUGCGCAUAUUGGAUUCAUUUGAGUUACUUGAGAAGAUGGAAGUGAACCGAUUGGAACGUUGUUUGCAAUCCUCCAUGGGAAACGAGGCCAAUGAGGAGGCACAACAAAAUAAUCAGACCGUGGUCAGAGCUCACAGAGAGCCCAUGGCGCGAAGAAUUUACUCUUUCCGACAAUUACAACGUCAGUUUAGGCCCAAUAGGCAUGACUACGACUCAGAUAACGAUAGUUAUCAUCAACCUGAAAAUUGUAAGCUGAAAAUGGAUAUUCAUGAAGAAAUUCACGAUGGCCAAAAUAUAGAAAUCUUGUCAAAACUGAAACAUGCUAAUAACGAAAUCAUGUCAAGAGCUGCAAAAAAUGGUGAAACCUUGAAUGGUUAUAAAAGUGGGUCGCAUAUGCUGUCGGUGGAGAAUCACCCAACUGGAUGCUCUGCUAAAGAGGAAUUUGAUGUCAAAAUUGACGAAGAUGAAGAUGAAGAUGAAGUGGCUGAGACACCCUUGGAUGAUUAUUUGAUGACCCGAGGCAUUCAAUCGUUCACCAAGAACCGCUAUUCUAAUAUUCUACCCUAUGAACAUUCACGCGUCAAACUCGAACCUUCACCAGUAUGGCCUGAUUCAAGCGGCAAGACACUUUCUAAAAAAUCAUCAUCUGGCUCUUCAGCAUCAAAUAGCGCUAUUCGCAAAAGGCGCAAUUCUUACUUUUCUCAAGAUUUUCGGCCCAAAGAACGAGAGUCGGACAGCAUCGAUUCGCAGAGUUCCAACAAGCCUUCCACAACACAAUCAUUCAAUAGUCCUUCUAAUCAAUUGAAAGGCAACUCAGCGGAAAAUGACUCUUUCAAUGACUAUUUCAAUGCAAACUAUUUGAAGAUUCCACAAAUUAACCCAGAUUAUAACUACAUCGCAACACAAGCUCCACUUCCAUCAACUUUGGAUGAUUUUUGGAAAGUGGUGAUUUCCAAUGGAGUACGCGUAAUUAUUUCACUCAACUCUGACGAUGAGCUGAGCAUGAGAAAGUGGGAUAUAUAUUGGAACUGCAAGACCUUGAAGAAAUUUGACGUUCAAGUGAAGCAGUCUUACGAUAAUGUUGGAGGUGUUAAGGGUUGUAUUCUUAGGGUGUUUAAUGUGCAGAGAAAAUUGGAAGACAUGUUGGAAAAACCUGUGACCGAUGCCGCCAAUAAAUGCGAGGGGAGUGAUUCAAAAUACGAUUUUGGCGUCUUGAAAAGAAAGAAAACAGCUCCAGGUGAACAAGAAGAUCGUACUGAUGAACCAUUGAAAAGUGGUAGCUAUACCGUUUAUCAGUUGCAAUAUACUAAGUGGUUGGAUUCUUGUGGUAUUGUGAUGGCAGAUGUUUUAAAAUUACAUCGUAUGAAAGCCUUGCUUCAGAAACGACCAGAAGAGUUCCUCGAAAAUUUGGAACAUGGUAAGGCUUACCAUGAUAUUAUGAGGAAUGAUUCUACUGUAUGUCUUCAAGAGAGUAAAAGUGAUACUGACCUGAAGUCACAGCAAUCGCCUGUAUUGGUGCAUUGCUCUGCAGGAUGUGGACGUACAGGAGUAUUCAUAACUUUGGAUUUUCUCUUAAGUGUAUUGGAAUCCCCAUUCGACAAAUCUAAUCGAAUCGACGUGUGGAACAUGUCACAAGACUUAAUUUUCAUCAUUGUUAAUGAGUUGAGGAAGCAGAGAAUCUCAAUGGUUCAGAAUCUUACACAGUACAUUACGUGCUACGAAGGAAUACUGGAGUAUUUUGCUCUGCGAAAGAAUGUUGAUGUGAACAAACUUGUAUGUUAG